Triticum dicoccoides is the source of this 820-nucleotide messenger RNA. RefSeq lists its product as uncharacterized. The record is from RefSeq and is a predicted model, not a curated record. The transcript has 2 exons. Lineage: Eukaryota; Viridiplantae; Streptophyta; Magnoliopsida; Poales; Poaceae. The coding region runs from base 75 to 599 and encodes 174 amino acids.
CGUGCCCUGGAUUUGAUCAGUGGGGCGAGUCGUGCCUUGGUCUUCAUCUGGCAGCCGAUGCAUUCAUCGAGCCAAUGCCCCCUGUCCUUGUUAAAGAAGCACUUCACUUCAUGCUUCAGUAUGAUGAUGAUGAUAGUGUAGCAAUUCUCAAGUAUGACUUGAGCUCUAAUUCCUUAUCGCUCAUUGAUGCGCCAAUUAUGGGGUCUGAUGUUGCUGGUGCCACCAUACUCAUGGCGAUGUCAGAUGGCAGUUUAGGGUAUGCACUUGUGGAUGGGUUAAUGCUCUACCUAUGGUCAAGACAGAUGGAUUCCGGCAGAGUUGCGCCAUGGAGUCCAUGUACAAAUAUCAAUCUUGGGAAGCUUCUCCCCAUCCAAAAUCACAAGAAAAGACUUAGACUGGUUGGAUCCGUGGAAGCCAGUGAUAUCGUUUUCGUGACCACAGACCUGGGCAUCUACGAAAUUAAUGUCAAGUCGCGGCAGUGGAAGAGGCUAUGGAAGAACGAGAAAUUUUGUGCUUUGAUUCCGUUCAUGAGUUUUUACAAUCCACAUGAAAUGGUGAUUCUCAGUCAAACGGCACACUCACAAGGUAUGGUUAAAUAAGCUUAAUGGCAGGAGGCCACUCUCAUCAACAAGAAAGAUCACAAGCUUGGAGGCGGUGGACAUGGGUCUUAUGAUGAAUUAUGUCACUAUUCGGUAGCACUUUUGGUGCAGUGGUGCUUGCUGAAUUCCUGAUAUUGUUCUUGGCUAAGCUUGAUAGUUUCUCCAUGUCGUUGGCGUGCGUUAGUGGAUGAAUGGAUAAUCUUGUAAUGAACCUAGCUCCA